AUGGAUUAUGCUCAUAGCUUUGGUAAACUUGUUCUGAUCACACCUUUCUAUAUUGGGUUGUUGUCUUCCAUAGUAGUUUUAAGUGUUCCAGCCUUGGCUUCAAAUACAAGUUGCAAUUUUCAGGCAAUCUUCAACUUUGGGGACUCAAAUACUGAUACAGGAGCUGAUUCUGCUGCCUUCUCUCUUGUCACCCCACCCUAUGGGGAGACCUUUUUUCACAUGCCUGCUGGAAGACCUUCAGAUGGAAGGCUCACCAUUGAUUUCAUGGCUGAAAGAUUCAGAUUACCUAACCUCAGUGCGUAUCUCGAUUCAUUGGGAACUAGCUUCAUCCACGGUGCUAAUUUCGUGGUAUCUGGGGCAACAAUCAGGCCGUCGGAUAAAAGCCGAACUGGGAGAGGACCAAACCCCUUCUACUUGGAUGUGCAAGUCUCCCAGUUCCAACGAUUCAAAUCCAGAUUACAGUUAAUCAGGAACCGAGGUGGAAUCUACACAAAUUUGUUACCUAAGGAGGAGUUUUUGGGUCAAGCAUUGUACACAUUUGAUAUUGGUCAAAAUGAUAUCGGUUUGGGUUUAUUCAACAACCAAUCUCCAGAGGAAAUUAAAGCUGACAUUCCCGAUGUAAUUAGCAAGCUCUCCAAGAAUAUUCAGGACCGGAAUGACGACCAGGGGCCUUUGCACAAUGGCAAUGAUGAUGAAUCAGGGUACUACUCACCUAGGGGUCCGGGAAGAUAUUCUAUGUAUACAAUUGGUGAGGAUGACCCAAUGGUUGAUCCCACAGAUGCUAUUCAGCCAGCACUCUCAAUUCACAUAAAAGGGGAAGAUCCGGCAUCUGAUUCAGAAGAUAGUGAAGGAUAUGAGAUCACUUUGGAAGGAGAACCAAACCCUAUAGUAGAGCACAAGGCUUAUGCCUAUAAUCGUUUGAUUGAUAUCAAACUCGAGGCUGAUGAGAUUGAUCAAUUGUUAGGCGAAGUAGCCACCAGUGAACAAUGCUACACCAAGUAG
This is a messenger RNA of Macadamia integrifolia, 1002 nucleotides long. Its product is annotated as GDSL esterase/lipase At3g26430-like. The record is from RefSeq and is a predicted model, not a curated record. The transcript has 4 exons. NCBI's taxonomy places the organism in Eukaryota, Viridiplantae, Streptophyta, Magnoliopsida, Proteales, Proteaceae. The coding region runs from base 1 to 1002 and encodes 333 amino acids. Gene Ontology annotation, molecular function: hydrolase activity, acting on ester bonds.